Messenger RNA from Melitaea cinxia (Glanville fritillary), 692 nucleotides. RefSeq names its product caltractin-like. The transcript is spliced from 5 exons. The record is from RefSeq and is a predicted model, not a curated record. Gene Ontology annotation, molecular function: calcium ion binding. Bases 111 to 650 code for a protein of 179 amino acids. Gene Ontology annotation, biological process: centriole replication; mitotic cell cycle. Lineage: Eukaryota; Metazoa; Arthropoda; Insecta; Lepidoptera; Nymphalidae. Gene Ontology annotation, cellular component: centrosome; centriole.
ACUUAUUAGAUACUGGCUGAAAACUUUUUUGAUAAUUAUUGAAUUAGAUAUUUUAUAUGAAAUGAAAGAAUAUUAAUUUGUACUAUUAUUUGUUGUCACAUUUAAUAAUUAUGAAUCUAGAAUUAACUGAUGAAACUGAAGCAGACGUAGACGACGAGGAAGUUCAAGAACAGACUGUCUGCGCUCGACUCAUUUUUACAAAGGAGCAGAAACAAGACCUUCACGAAGCUUUUGACCUACUCGAUUAUAACGGCGAAGGUAAAAUAAGAGCAGAAGACUUUCGUGUAGCUAUAAAAGCUUUGGGAUAUGAACCAACGAAGGAAGAACUACAGAACAUGAUAAAUGGCGUCGAUAAGGGACAGACGGGGAAGUUGAGUUUUGAAAAUUUCGAAACGGCAAUCAUGAGAAAGGUCAUGUAUCUGGACUGUGAUGGAGAUAUAAUGAAGAGUUUUCGUCUCUUCGAUAUGGAUGAUACUGGUUUCAUAAGUUUUGAAAACUUGAAGCGCGUCACUCAAAUACUCGGCGAAAAUUUAACUGAUGAAGAAAUUGAAGAAAUGAUAGAUGACGCUGAUAAAGAUUUUGAUGGAUAUGUCUCGGUACAAGAAUUUAUGAAAAUGAUAAAAAACUCCGUCAAUAUUGUAACUCCAUGAACAUAAGAAAAGUAAUAAAUGCGGCUAUAAAACAAUAAUUAA